Capsella rubella is the source of this 1655-nucleotide messenger RNA. Its product is annotated as protein DETOXIFICATION 14. Gene Ontology annotation, molecular function: xenobiotic transmembrane transporter activity; antiporter activity. Gene Ontology annotation, cellular component: membrane. The transcript has 7 exons. Gene Ontology annotation, biological process: xenobiotic detoxification by transmembrane export across the plasma membrane. Lineage: Eukaryota; Viridiplantae; Streptophyta; Magnoliopsida; Brassicales; Brassicaceae. Bases 41 to 1498 code for a protein of 485 amino acids. The record is from RefSeq and is a predicted model, not a curated record.
GUUCAAAGAUCUCGAGAUCUCAAGGAAGAAGCAGAAAGAAAUGGAUUCGGCAGAGGAGGGCUUGCUCGUGGUGAGUCGUGGAGAAGAAGUAAACAAGAAAGAUGUGUUUUUUAUGGAGAUGAAGAAGCUUGGUUACAUAGCAGGUCCCAUGAUUGCGAUAAACUCGUCUAUGUACGUUCUUCUUGUCAUAUCCAUUAUGAUGGUUGGUCAUCUUGGUGAGCUUUUCCUCUCUAGCACCGCCAUUGCCAUUUCUUUCUGUAACGUCACAGGUUUCAGCAUCAUCUUUGGACUAGCUAGUGCCUUGGAGACUUUAUGUGGUCAAGCUAAUGGAGCUAAACAAUUCGAAAAGCUUGGGGUCCAUACCUACACAGGGAUCUUCUCUUUGUUUCUUGUGUGUAUUCCUUUAUCUGUGCUAUGGAGUUACAUGGGUGAUGUACUCACUCUUACUGGACAAGAUCCUCUGGUUUCUCAAGAAGCUGGAAAGUUUGCAACUUGGCUCAUACCCGCGCUCUUUGCUUACGCUACUUUGCAGCCGCUUAUUCGGUUUUUCCAAGCGCAGAGUCUGAUUUUGCCUAUGAUUAUGAGCUCAAUGUCUGCUGUAUGUGUCCAUGUUGUCCUCUGCUGGAGCUUAGUCUUUAAGUUUGGGCUUGGAAACCUUGGUGCAGCUAUCUCGAUCAGUGUUUCUUACUGGUUAAACGUGACUGUGCUUGGGUUAUACAUGACGUUUUCUUCCAGCUGUAGCAAGAGCCGUGCAACUAUCUCCAUGAGUGUUUUUAAAGGAAUGAAAGAGUUUUUCCUGUUUGGAAUCCCAUCUGCCUCUAUGAUUUGCCUUGAGUGGUGGUCAUUCGAAUUUCUAAUUCUGCUUUCUGGGAUUUUACCAAAUCCGAAGCUAGAAGCCUCUAUUCUCUCAGUCUGUAUGUCAACCACCGCCAUUGUGUACCAAAUAGCAGAGAGUCUCGGCGCAGCAGCAAGUACAAGAGUUGCAAACGAAUUAGGAGCUGGCAAUCCGAAACAAGCACGAGUAGCUGUGUACACAGUAAUGGUCAUUACAUGUGUAGAAUCAAUAAUGGUGAGUGCAACAGUUUUUGGUACAAGAGACGUAUUCGGUUACCUAUUCAGCUCUGAAACAGAGGUUGUGGCUUAUGUAAGAUCAAUGGCUCCAUUGGUUGCUUUAUCAGUCAUAUUUGAUGCCCUUCACGCGGUUCUUGCGGGUGUGGCUAGAGGAUCAGGGAGGCAAGAUAUUGGGGCUUAUGUAAACCUAGCUGCUUACUAUCUCUUUGGUAUACCAACUGCCAUGAUAUUAGCUUUUAGGUUUAAAAUGGAAGGAAGAGGACUUUGGAUUGGGAUCACAGUUGGAUCCUUUGUACAAGCUUUUUUGCUUGGUCUUGUCGUCAUCCUCACCAACUGGGAACAACAGAUGAGAAAGGCCAGAGAGAGACUGAUGGGUAAGUGGUUUAAAGAUGAAGACAGUGAAGAACAUGAAGAGAUAUUCAGCUAAACCAAGAGACGUCAAUCGUGUAGCCAUUAAAUGUUGUCUUGUUAUUAAUUCCAUAUUUCUAGUGAAUUGCUGUUGUCAGUGAUAGUCAUGUGAACGAACAUGCAUGUACAUAAUAAGGUCUUCUCCCUUAUGAAAAGAAAGAUAAAAACAUUAAUCA